AUGGCCCCGCACCAGGACUAUUCCAAGAACGUGUUCCUCAACGGCUUGCCCUCAUGGGCGUUGAGCUGGCAUGUAGACUGUGAUGGCGGAGAACACUGGACGUAUGACGACGUUCACUGCUGGGAGGUCUCCUACCCAACCUGUCGGACUGGAAGAAAGCAGUCCCCGAUCAACAUCCUCCAGAAGGAUGUGCAGAUGGUCGGCAAGUCCAAAUUCCUUAGCCGUGUCGAUUGGAAGCCAGUGGCGGACCUCCGAGUGCAGAACAACGGACACAGCCUGCAGGUAACCAGCGACAUGCUGGGCUACGUCAAGCUCAUCGGCGGAGAUGGGUUCCCAGAAUUUUAUGACAUUGCGCAAUUCCACUUGCACAUGCCUUCGGAGCACAUGAUCAACGGUCGGCAAUUUGCUGCAGAACUGCAUGUGGUACACACGCGGCAAAGGGCGGUCGGCCAAGAGAAGAACACGUACGACUCCUUCCCAUUGGUUGUGCUGGGGUUUAUGUUUGACAUCACUGACACGGAAAGCCACUUCCUCAAGCAGUUCUACCUAGGUGAGGAGCCCAUCAAGAACCAAACUUACAAGACCGCCAAGAAGCCAAUCGACUUGAUGAGGUCCUUAGGUCCAGCGCUGGACGGUGACUUCUACAGAUAUGAUGGCAGCUUCACAACGCCUGACUGCCAUGAACAGAUCAAGUGGUUUGUUUUCGACCACAUCUUUAGCAUGAGCCUGCCGCAGUGGGAGACCUUCAAGAAGGAAUUCCCUUUUGCGCACGCCAAUCGCCCAGUGAAUGCGAUCAAAGACCACCGCCUUGUGAAGAAUGACUUCGAGGAGGGAACUCCCGUGCAAUACGACUUUUUCCUGGGGCGCCACGAGGGCCGCAACCGCUACCUCCCAGGAGAGUACUGGAUUCUGGUCCCAUCCAUUGCCACAAUUGUGUUGAUGUGCAUGAUCAUGCUGGCCGUCUUCGUCAGGGAGAAUCGAAGCAGACUGGAAAGUGCUGGUGGCCUGGUAGAGACCAUCGGAAAAAUCAGCUACAACAGGAUGUAG
Messenger RNA from Symbiodinium pilosum, 1047 nucleotides. Lineage: Eukaryota; Dinophyceae; Suessiales; Symbiodiniaceae. The record is from the annotation of a GenBank genome assembly.